Messenger RNA from Ruditapes philippinarum (Manila clam), 1497 nucleotides. RefSeq names its product transmembrane protein 65-like. The transcript has 7 exons. Gene Ontology annotation, cellular component: mitochondrion. NCBI's taxonomy places the organism in Eukaryota, Metazoa, Mollusca, Bivalvia, Venerida, Veneridae. The coding region runs from base 111 to 809 and encodes 232 amino acids. The record is from RefSeq and is a predicted model, not a curated record.
CACAUGAUCAAUGUCAUUCAAGAUAAACAUGUGAGGUGACGACAACAAUAAAGUUUAAUGAUGUAAUGUUUAUUUUGUUUUAAAUAAUUUCGUGUCAGGUUAUUACAAAAAUGGCUGUUAACUGUAUUCAUCAGUGUGGAAAGUGUUUUAACAAAUUUAGAACAGGAACAAACUUUAUUUCAUUGAUAAAUGUAAGAGUGGCUCAUAAAUAUGCACAAGCCGAUGUUAAACCAAAUAAGUAUAAAGUUAUUUAUAGGGAUCUUCAUGGAGCAAUAGAGGAACCCUCCACUGCCAAAGAUUUUGUUUUUGCGUUAAGCAAAAAAGAACGGCAACUUUUAUAUUUAGAACUUCAAAAAUUUCAUUUGGAUAUGCAGGAUUUGAAGAUAACACACUCACCUCCAACUGCAGACCAGCUGAAAAAAGUUUGUCUUCACAAUGCUCUACCAUUUAUUGGGUUUGGUUUCCUGGAUAACUUUCUGAUGAUUUUAGCAGGAGAAUACAUUGAGUUUAAAUUUGGUGCUAUGUUUGGAAUCUCUACAAUGGCAGCUGCUGCCCUGGGGAACUGGAUCUCAGAUUUAGCUGGAGUACAAACUGCUCAUUAUGUAGAGGUGGUAACAAGUAAGUUUGGAGUUAGAGCACCGGCACUCACACCAGAACAAGUUGAUAUGUCUUCCACAAGAUGGUCUUCCAAUAUAGGGAAAGCAAUAGGAGUCUCAAUAGGCUGUAUAUUAGGAAUGUUCCCAUUAUUGUUCUAUAAACCAAAACCCAAACCUAAAGAAACAAACAUAGCGGAGGAAGCACCAUCUUGAUGAAUUAUAGGGAUCACAUACACGUUAUAAUACUAUAAAUAGUAAUAAAUACCAGUAGAAGACCCUGUGAUUUAAUAUGCAACAUAUCCCUGUAGCAGCCUAGCAGGUGUUUAUAGUGUUGACCAAUUAGAGGAUGUUAGCCGGCCGGAGUUGAUGUUGAAUACUGUAUACAGUAGUUGUUUAUAAUUUUGUCCAUUUGCUUUCUGUAGGGUUCAUUGGGAUUGUAUAGGUGUGGUUUAGAACAAAUUUGUUUUAAUACAGACUUAUGUCAUAAUUGUUAUCAUUUAAGUAUAAUACUUCUGUUGUUAUUGUUAGACAGAUGGUUUUAAUAUUUUUCAAAUAAUGUGUUCAAAAUGUUUUUUGCAACCAUUAUUCUGUUAGUCUAUAUUUUAUUGAUACUUGCAGGUCAUUUUUCUAUAAACGCAUUGAAAUGUUCUAAUUUCAAAAGGCAUAUAUUAUUCUCUGAAAGUUCAGCUUAGAGCAGAAUUAAACUUAAGUAUGCAGAUACAGAAUUUACUUGUUCCAAAAUUCUACACCAUUACUAAAAGAGUAAGACAAAUUGAUGCUUAUUUGCACAAGUUAUUUGUAAUAACCAUGUUUUAUGCCAGAUUUAAUCUCUAAAUUUGUAUAUUAGACACUGUUUUUGCUCUUAAAAACAAUUUUGAAAUUUUUCUUUAAAAUUAACAUU